CUGGGGGCGCGGAGCCGACAGCAGUGCGGGGAGCGUCCGGGCAUCCCCCCGCGUUCACCCCUCGCUACACGCCCACUUCCUCCCCUACAAGGGCUGCCUCUACGGGCUGCGGAGCUGCGUCCCGGUGCGCAGCCACAACAGGCAGCACGGUAACCCUGUUCGCCAGGACGUCAGAUGGGGCCAGUGUUGCUGUCGUCGUUGCUGCUGCUGGGGUUAGGCCAGGCCGCCCCCCGGGACCAUGAGGUGACGUACCUGCCCGGGCUGUCAAAGCAGCCCUCCUUCCGCCACUUCUCGGGCUACCUCUGCGCCGGGCCGGGCAAGUACCUGCACUACUGGUUCGUGGAGGCCCAGAGCAAUCCCCAGAACAGCCCUCUGGUGCUGUGGCUGAACGGAGGCCCUGGCUGCAGCUCCAUGGAGGGCUUCCUCAAGGAGCAUGGCCCCUUCCUGAUCCAGCCUGAUGGGGUCACACUGAAGUACAAUGAGUACGCAUGGAACAAGAUUGCCAACAUCCUCUACCUGGAGUCUCCCGCUGGUGUUGGCUUCUCAUACUCUGAUGACAAGAAAUACGCCACAAACGACACGGAGGUUGCUCACAACAACUACCUGGCACUGAAGGACUUCCUCCGGCUCUUCCCCGAGUACUCCAAGAACGAUCUCUUCCUCACAGGGGAGAGCUAUGGAGGUGUCUACAUUCCCACACUGGCAGAGUGGGUGAUGCAGGACCCCAGCCUCAACCUGAAGGGAAUCGCUGUGGGAAACGGCCUCUCAUCUUAUGAGAUCAAUGACAACUCCCUGGUUUACUUUGCCUAUUACCACGGGCUGCUGGGGACCGAGCUAUGGAAAGACCUGCAGGCCUUCUGCUGCUCCCAGGGGAAGUGCAACUUCCAUGACAAUGCCAACCUGAACUGCACACUCAAGAUGGGGGAGAUGAUUCAGAUUGUAGAGGAGUCUGGCCUCAAUAUCUACAACCUCUAUGCCCCAUGUGAUGGAGGUGUCCCAGGGAGCGUAAGGUACGAGGGUGAUUAUCUCAUCACACACGACCUGGGCAACUCUUUCAUCCGGAUGCCACUGCGGUUCUCCUGGAGGCAGAACCUGUUCCGGAUGCCAGUAGCCCGAAAGAAGGUCCGGAUGGACCCCCCCUGCACCAAUUCCACAGCCCCUAGCAUGUAUCUGAACUCCCCUGAGGUGCGGAAGGCUCUGCACAUCUCCCCCGAGGCCCCGGAGUGGCAGGUGUGCAGCUUCGAUGUGAACCGCAGCUACAAGCGCCUGUACAUGCAGAUGAAUGAGCAGUACCUCAAGCUGCUUGGAGCCACGAAAUACCGGAUCCUGGUGUACAACGGGGAUGUUGACAUGGCUUGCAACUUUCUCGGGGAUGAGUGGUUUGUGGAUUCCCUAUGCCAGAAGGUGCAGGUGGCUCGUCGGCCCUGGCUCUAUACUGAAAACGGUGAGAACCAGAUCGGUGGCUUUGUGAAGGAAUUCACCAACAUCGCUUUCCUCACUGUCAAGGGAGCUGGCCACAUGGUGCCCACAGACCGGCCACUUGCUGCCUUCACCAUGUUCUGCCGCUUCAUUAAGAACCAGCCUUACUGAGAGCUGCAGAGGUAGCACCCGGCGCUCCAGCUGCUCUGACCACCCCACCUGCUCUCACUGCCGGCACCUUGCACAGCCCAUCCUCGCUGCUGCUCGGCUACACCACAGACCUGUCACACCUGCAGCCUUUCCCCCGGCUGGACAGGGCUGCCUGCCAUGGGCGGGGGACCUGGGCUGGGGGACUCUGUUCCUUGUGGGAGAGGCAUUGCGCACCUGAUGCAGACACCUCCUUCCUUGUGGCUUCCUGUCUUGCCUCCUCUUUGUCUGCGGCGGCAGCAGCAGCUUCCCUCCCAGGCAGGGAGCAACCCCCAGCGCUUCCCCUUGGCCCCACAUGCACACGGCCUGGGCAGGCUAUGAGGAGCAGCAGCAGGGGGUGGCUGGGUCCUGCACACCUCUACCUUGGCUCCCACCACCUCUGCUCCCACUGAAGGGGACUUACCACUACUACCACACCAAUCCCACUGCCAGGGCACGCAGUGCUUCAGGAACUUGCAAUAAAUUCUGACCGAGGUGA
Prinia subflava (tawny-flanked prinia) is the source of this 2104-nucleotide messenger RNA. RefSeq names its product cathepsin A (gene CTSA). Gene Ontology annotation, molecular function: serine-type carboxypeptidase activity. The transcript has 15 exons. The coding region runs from base 175 to 1590 and encodes 471 amino acids. Lineage: Eukaryota; Metazoa; Chordata; Aves; Passeriformes; Cisticolidae. Gene Ontology annotation, biological process: proteolysis. The record is from RefSeq and is a predicted model, not a curated record.